Lutzomyia longipalpis is the source of this 3315-nucleotide messenger RNA. Its product is annotated as titin. The transcript is spliced from 6 exons. NCBI's taxonomy places the organism in Eukaryota, Metazoa, Arthropoda, Insecta, Diptera, Psychodidae. Gene Ontology annotation, molecular function: metal ion binding. Bases 121 to 2943 code for a protein of 940 amino acids. The record is from RefSeq and is a predicted model, not a curated record.
AGGGACAAUCUAACGAGGGAGAAAAAGUGAAAGAAAAACUUUACGUGUGUUUCGAGCGAGUGCAUUUUUGUGCAAAAUAAGCGCAUUUUCAGGGCUUGAAUGCAGUGGAAAAGGUGAAAAAUGGCAUCAAUGGUUGACGCUAGUGGUGAACGUGAAGAGGGAGAAAUUGUUGAGAACACCGAAUACGAGGAUAUUUCGUCCGAUGAGGAAUUUUCCCUGCGUCUCCGGAUUGAGGAGCUCGAAGCGAGAAAUUUUGAAUUGGAACAAAUUGCAAAUAUCUCGGGAUUUGCAACUGAUCCCUAUGAUUUGAAUGCAGGAAAGGGUGCAGAUCACGUGGGCAAGGAGAAUCUCCAGAAGCAUCGAAGUCGCUCAAAUGAGGAACUCAGGACCCCCCGGAGGACGCAUCGGACAGCAAUGCGGAGCAUACGGACGCAUCCGGUGUCAAAGAGGAAGCGCGACAAGUCGCAAAAGUCAACGAAGCGACGCAAAAAGCGUCGUCCAUCGGUGUCAAGUAGUGACAGUGGGAGUUUCUUGGAUCGCGAACAACUGGAUAGGGCACUAAAUCGUUCCGUGGACUCGAGUAAUGAUGUCAUUGAGAUCCCCGUGGAGAUUCCCGUGAUAACCAUUGAUGAUGAUGACAAUGAUGAGGAUGAGGAUGUGCUGAAGCUGCGCCUGGAAGCACUUCAGUCAAAGCAGGAGAUUAAGGAUGUUCUGCCGGAGGUGAUUGCAACGCAGACAACGCCUGUGGAGCCGGAUGAGCAGGAGCUACGUUUGAUUGCCCUCAAAUCAGCCGUGGUGAAUAAGCACGAAGCACGGAAGAAGCGUCGUGCCCAGGAGUGUCCGUAUUCACCCACAGAUGACCUAGAAUGCCUUCCUGUUGAAUCACCGGCUGUGGUGAAGGUGGAUGAUUGCAGUAUGGAUAUAAGUCCAUUGGAAUCUCCCGUGAUUAUCUUGGAUAACUCCUGUGUGGAGGUUGACAUGGAGAUUUCCAGUGAUACACAGGAAAUUCCUCCACAAAAGAUUCAGCCACCUGCCGGCAAUGCAAUCCCGGAAUUCAUUGUGCCAGAUGUUGGGGAGUCUGAGGAUGAAAUGACCCUUCGGAAUCUUCUUUUGUCCGAAAUGAAGAAACCCCCGGAAGAUCCAGAAUCUCCGGCGGAUGGGAAUCUGGAGGAGGAUUGCCUCAGGAGCCUUCUGUUGUCAUCAAUAAAGAAACCAAAAACCCCACCAGCUAUCUCCGAUGGGGAAGAACCCAUCAAAGCUGAUGCACUGCAGCCAAAGGGUGAUGCUGAAAAACAACCCAAAGAUGCACCAGAAAAAAAACUUCCGGAAGCCCCCAAAAAGUCAGAAAAUGUGCCAUUGGAGAAGAUUGAAAAGACUACGGGGAGACGAUCAGCUCUCGUGACGGAUUUCCCGGCAUUUAAAGUCACCCCGUUGAUCAUUAAAUUGGGGGAAAGUGAGUCCGAAGCGGAAGAAUUGGGUGAAGGUGAAGGAGAUGGGAAAGAUUUUGAUGUGGACAACAAAAGCCCAUCAAGUCUAGUCAUGGAGAGUCCAUGUGAUUCCCCUGCUAGUCCAGCUGCUGCAGCACCUCCUACAGCAGCAGCAGCAACGCAAAAUGAAGAAGAAGCAACAGCAGCAGCAGCUCCAGGGCAUGUCUUCCAAGAUAAACUUGAUCUCUUCUUAAAGCAAGCACGGAGUAAUGUGGAGAAGAAUAGUCCUCCGCAGAAGACAAAGCCAGCAAAGCUUCCCAAGACGCCAUUAGCUCUCUCGCACCUGCCAAUGUCAUCGCAAUUGGAAUAUCGACGCUUAGUGGCACGAAUGAAUUUACUUGAGAAGCAAAAGAAGCGACAACUUCAGCAAAAAACUCUUCCAGCCACAAAGAAAGUCUGCCAAGAGGCAGUUGCAAGUGGAAAUGAUUCAGACAAGACUGUCCUGAAGACGUCCAAUAACAUUAAAGUAAUUGUGCAGACUGAAAGCACCACAGAUGGGGUGACAAAUAAUAAUGAUUCAGGGGAUAUGACGGUGAUGGUGCGGAAGGAUGAACCACUGCGGAAGAAAGUUCUCAUGAAGAGUGCAACAUCUGCAGUUGCGGGAAUGAAGAAUGGUCUCAAAUCACCGGUUAAGGUGGGAAAGAAGAAACCCCCGCCGGCUCCUAAAUUAACUGGAAGUCCACCAAAGGUGCCAAAGGAAGAGGAGCUCCUUGAGAAAUUCCUAAAAAAGGUUGCAAAGCUCUCGGAGGAGAAGAAGAAGAAAACUCUGGAACUCUAUGAGAAUCAUUUUGCAGCAACAAGUUCAACAUUCCUCGAGGGGCUCGAUGAUCUCCUUGUGAUGGUAAAGAAUAUACAGGCGGAGAAAAUUGAGCAGUAUCGCCUUCAGGAUGAGCUGAUGCGCCUUCAGAAGCAAAUGCGUGCCACAGAGGAGGCUCUUGCCCAGAAAAAGGGAAUUAUCCAGAAGUUGACGCCAAAGAUGACGUCGCAGCACAAAGAUAUACUCAAGCAUCGCAAUAAAUGCGUCACAUUGAAUAAAAUGUGCCUCAAAUUGGGGCAAAUGGUGCAAGGUACAAAGUACAUACUUCCAAACAACACAAAGAAGAAAUUAAUGGAUAAAUUCAAAAUUUUGGCCGCAGAGACAAAACGUCUCAAGGAAAUUCAAUCCAAUGAUGGGGCAAAGGGAGGGAGUUCCGAUGAAGCACCGAAAGAUGUUGCAAAGGUAAAUGUUCCCAAAGAUCCCAAAGAGAAGCAGCAGCAAGUGCAGGAUGGGACCAUAUCAGGAGGACAAGCUGAAAAGACGCAUAAUUCCUACAAAUCACCGCUGGAUCAUAUGAAUUCCAAACCAACUGCCAAUCCGGACGCUGUGGUGUGUCCUUUUGAUCUCAUGGGUAAAUGCGAGGAUCCCGAGUGCCGCUUUAGCCAUUUGAAUGGUAUUGGACAGACUUCAGGUAGAUGAUGAGAGCGCGUGAUGUGCCGAGGUAAGUCCUUUUUACCAAAUUCUAUUCACAACAAAAAAUCUUCCCCAAAAAAAGAAGAAUAAAUUCCUAUUAAAUGAAAAUUGAAGAGAUGGUCCGUUGGAGGACAAUAAAAUUCGUUAAAAAAAAUAAAAGACUUCUAACUUUUAAGUGAAGCGUGAAGAUCGUACAAAAAGUGAACCAUUUCUUACAUUUUCUUUUUAACAAAAAAAAAAUACCUUAAUAUUAAUUUUUGGAAAUAUUUUAAGUGAAGUUGAAGUAGAAUAAGAAUAUUUUUUUGAUGAAGACCAUUGUUACCAAAAAAAAAGAAGAGAUUUUAUCGAAAAUAAAGAAGAAAUGAAAGGAAGAGAAAA